Messenger RNA from Oncorhynchus keta (chum salmon), 4694 nucleotides. RefSeq names its product protein LSM14 homolog A-like. The coding region runs from base 166 to 1845 and encodes 559 amino acids. Lineage: Eukaryota; Metazoa; Chordata; Actinopteri; Salmoniformes; Salmonidae. Gene Ontology annotation, molecular function: mRNA binding. Gene Ontology annotation, cellular component: P-body. The record is from RefSeq and is a predicted model, not a curated record. Gene Ontology annotation, biological process: P-body assembly; cytoplasmic stress granule assembly. The transcript is spliced from 11 exons.
AGAAAGACGGUGGAAAAUGAGGUAGCCAUAUUGUAGUGGAGGACCGAAAAUAUAGCAAGUCAGAGAAGCACAAAACAGAGCUAGCCAAAGUUAAAUUAUUCAAAGAAACGUUCCGUUAGGAGGGAGAUCGUUGGCAAUUUAGCCAUCUAAGACCGGGAAGACACCAUGAGUGGAGGAACCCCUUAUAUCGGGAGCAAAAUCAGCCUAAUCUCGAAGGCCGAAAUUCGUUACGAAGGGAUCCUCUACACUAUUGAUACUGAGAAUUCGACUGUCGCACUUGCAAAAGUUCGCUCUUUUGGCACAGAGGAUCGGCCCACCGAUAGGCCCAUCCCGCCCCGAGAUGAGAUCUUUGAGUACAUCAUCUUUCGAGGUAGUGACAUUAAGGACCUGACUGUAUGUGAGCCGCCCAAGCCAACAUGCUCUCUCCCUCAGGACCCUGCCAUCGUCCAGUCGUCCAUGGGCUCGGCCCCUCUGCCUGCUCCUGCUGCCGCAUCAGCAUCGUUUCAGUCGGUGGGCUCCUACGGCCUAUUCAACCGAGCCCCGGUGCCCCCAUACAACCAGUUCAGCACCAGCCCCUUGGUGUCCCCGCAGUUUGGCGCCGUUGGUGUCGGUAAAAGCCACAGCAGCACGAGGCCUGGAUAUGGAAGAUCAGUCCCCUCCUUUGGGAGUGACACAAGCUCAGCUGCACCCCAGUCUCAGAGCAGUGCUAUUGGUGCUGCUCUCCCCACUGAUUCACGCUCUCUGGGUACCACUACUACCCUUGUAUCUAAAGAACAGUGCAAACUGGCCCUAACCAGAAUAGAGAGAGGAGUGGGAGGCCCCGGUGCACAAUUGAUCCGCACUAGCCCCUCUCUGGACCCUCUGAGGAAGAGCCCCACCCUAGAGCAGGUUGUCCAGGCCACCCCAUCAGGCCCCCCAGCCCCUGGCUUGGGCCGCAGGAGUCCCGCUCCCGGCCGCACGGCCCCCUCGGCUGCAGCUGCCGGCCCCGUCCACCAGAAGGCCCAGCAGCACCACCACCAUAUCCAGGACGGGGGUGAACCCAGAAGGACCGGUGAGACUGUCAGUGGAGCCCGCAGCAACCAGGCCUGGCCUGCGCUCCGCAAUGCACCGAUCUCUCAACACCACACCACUGCUGUAGAUAGGGCUUCCACUGCAGGGCUUAUGUACUCUGUCUUUAGCGCCUCAGCUGGCUGCCCCCAACCUCAGAGGCGUGGUCGUGGUGGUGGACACCGCGGCAGGGGCCACUUCAACGUGCGCCGAGACGGGCCAAUGAAGUUCGAGAAGGACUUUGACUUUGAGAGUGCCAAUGCCCAGUUCAACAAGGAGGAGAUUGACAGAGAGUUCCACAGCAAGCUCAAACUGAAAGAUGAGAAGCCGGAGAAGGCAGCGGUGAACGGGGAGGAUAAGGGCGAUUCCGGGGUGGAGACCCUGAACAGCGAGGGCAACGCUGAUGAAGGGGGAGAGGCCCUAACGCCUAACGUAUACUAUGACAAGUCAAAGUCUUUCUUCGACAACAUCUCCUGUGAUGACAGCAGGAAAGCUGCAGAAAGAUCUGGAGGAGGCUCUGGUUUCCCACGGGAGCGGAGGCAGACCUGGGCCGAGGAGAGACGGAUGAACUCUGAGACAUUCGGCAUCCCUCUGCGUGGGGGUCGGGGCCGUGGGGGCUACCGUGGGCGGGGCGGUAUAGGCUUCCGCGGGGGCAGGGGGCGCUCGGCCAGCAGAGGGUCCUUCGGCCCCCCCCAAGGAGGCCACGGCUACAGGGGAGGAUACAACAGAACAAGCCAGGGAGGACGGGAGUUCUCAGAGAACUUUGAAUACAGGAAGGAUAACAAGGUGGCCGCGUAAAACAACUGGAGGACGGAUCAACAGAGUUGCAACACCUCAUGUUUAAAAAUAGUUUAGGUUGCUACUUUUGACUAAAGGAAUUAAGAUGUUCUAGCUGUAUAUUUGUCACCAGCACUGGGUUAGACUGCUUGAAUGCAACUUAUUUUCCAUAUCUUUUAACAAUGGAAAUGAUGCAAUAUGUCAAACACAAAUGUCAUGAUCUCUUCAAAACUAUUUCCAGGUGGCUUAAUUGUGUAUAAGUAUCAUAUUUCAGAGGGAUAUCAGUAUUUUUUUCUUUUCUUUUUUUGCAAUUGGAUUUUUUUUUCCUUCUCCUAAACUUGUAUUUGAUCAUAUUCUGUUAAAUGUAGAAGGCUGUAUACAUGAGCCUUCCAACUGAGGAGCACUGACAAAGGUUUAUUUGUUUGGAUAUAUCCUGUUAUAACUUCAGCGGAAAAAUAGUCAGUGGGGUCCGUCAGUUACUUCCGUGUAUACUACACAUACCAUACCUAGUCCGCUAGGCAUCUAUUUAUCCCACUCCUCUAAAUGGCAGAGCUUGUGGUUUUUUUGCUAAAUAUUCUCAACUUUUUGUCAAUAUUCUGUUUUUCAUUUACUUCCAGCUCUUACUUUAGAUGUUUUUAUUAGGGCUUUAUCAGUCUUCUGUUAAUUCUGGUUUAAACCAAGAAGGAAUCGUCUGUAUUGUCUGUUACUCCCAUUCUACACUGUCGUGUAUGGAGGAUAGAGAUGGUGCUAGAUGUUAACACUUAGCUUUAUUCUUCUGGUUUUGUGAUAUAGUUUAACUCUGGAUGCGUAACUAGGAGUAGGGGAUAGGUCAGUAAUGGCGCAUAAGUCAGAACUCAUUUUCUUUCUUUUUUUUUAAAUGUUCUGUAUUGCCCUGUACUCAAGGGCUCCUGGUAUUGUGUGACUAGAGUUGUAUAAUGCUGCUGUUUGCUACAGUUCUUUUUCUAGCGUCAUCUACAAGAGCUAGCUAAAGCAGGCCAUCUAAGUAUGCUUCUUCCUGACAAAUGGCCCAGUUUAUCAUUGGUUACAUUUUUGUUUGUAACCUUUCUAUGGAACUUCCCAAAAUGUUGGUUAUUCACUUUUACCUCUUUUUUUUUUUUUUUUUUUUUUGCCAGGCAGUUGCUUCUGAAUUGGUUAAAACCUCAUCCUGAAUUCUCCAUUUCUUUCAAACAGGAAUGCCAGAAAUAAUUUCACCCACCAACAUUGCUUAGUACUUAAGAUGUCUGACAGAGAAACCAUGUCCUGACUAAGCUCUUGCCACUAACUCUGUCAUCGCACUGCAUGGUGGUUGAUAGCCUGCUGCAGCUACACAAUGGCAGAAGAAUUACUGAGUUGAGUACGUAGACUAUUAGAAUGAGGUGCAUAGCCAUUUGGUUUUAGUGAAAUAGGCAUUAGUUACAUAGCAACAUUGAAGCUAUUUUUGGAGGAUUUGAAUGAUUGGGCACAAAUUGGGCAAAGGUUUGUUAAUGGGAAGUAAUGAACUUUGACUGAGUAUUAGAAAGGUACACACAGUUGCACUUUUACUAUUGAAGUCAUUUUAUAAACAGUUGUCUUUUAGUUAAUUUGUGUAUACUGAGGAUGUAUUCCAGUUCUGCUAACUGGGUGACAAUAUGUAUGAGUCCCACAUGUCACCCUAGUCCCUAUAUCGUGAACUACUUGGCUCUGGUCAAAAGUAGUGCACUUUAUAGGGAAUAGGGUGCUAUUGGAGACACUUACAAUAAUGUUACCAUGGUAACUGCACAGUGCUAUUUGGUGAACUAGGCGCUCCUUCAUUUGAAAAUGUACUAGAUUUAUUCAGAAGUAUGUAAAUGUCAACAUUGCAAAAUUUGAACGUCUUGAUCAUUUCCAUUGAAGGAUAGUUAUUCCCUGGAAUUGAGGCACUGUAGUGGAAAGUGUUUUUGCUUCUGCCCCCAUUUUAACUUUUGAAAGCUUCAGUUAACUUAAAAAGUACCAAAAAUCUACGUACGACCCUUGUCUAAUUUAGUUCGGUUGUGUUUUAAGUCCCGCAUAGAAUGGUCUUUUCUCUUCCUAUUAUUUUGGCAAUGUUACUCAUGCAUGUCACCUGUUGUAAUUUGUUCAGAUACUCUGUCCAAAAACAAAUUUGGCACCUUAUCGAGGCAUGCAGAAAAGUCAAUAAUGUGUUAAAUUGGAUGGGGGAUGCUCAAAUUCUCACAAGUGUCUUAGAGGCGUCUUGUCUAGGACGUAGGGUGGUAAUGUAGAAUGGCUGGUGUGAUAGGAUGAAUCUCAACUGUAUUGCCUUGAUUUCUCUUUCCUUGCAUCUUCCUCAAAACACUUUGGGAGAAGAUCCUAUGCUUCAAUGUGCUUUGUGAAGACAAAGGGAGGACAUAAGGAAUCAAGGAAAUAGUUGAGAUGCACCUAUAGGAUCAUGUGCCUAGUUCAGGGGAAUGUCCUUUGUCUCCAUUUCAUGUUGGGUUGUAACAAAACGAAUGCACAGAACACUGCAUGAGGGUCCUGCACAUCAGAAGCUGCAAAAUCAUGACCCAAAGCAACGAAGAUACAAUAACUUACUGAAAUGUCUGUGCUGUGGGUAGUUUGUUUGCACUUCAAGAUCUUUAAUAUACAGACGUAAAGGUUAUUGUUUAUUUGGGUUACUUUUCCUAACAGUCUCUGGUGUCACAGCCACUUGUUUUGUCUCUAAACCCGGCAUGAAGAUCUCUCCUGUGGGCCUCAGUGGACUUUUUUUUUAAAUUCAGAGCAUACAAUAAAAGUUGUUCAUUACAUUGUAUUUUUCCUCCUUAUGGUUUGAGUGUGAGUACCUGCUGAGUAUUCCAUUGCUUGUCUUAAUCAUUUUCCCCCUUCGCAGCUUCCUCAAAUAGAAAUGGUCAAUUCCA